CUACAACAAAACCUAACCUCUUAUCUGUCGCUUUGACUCUACGCUUUAGAAAGUGUUUACAGUUAACUUAAAUUUUUUAAUUGAACAGUUAAGUAAAAUUGGAUUUAUUAGUGUAAUAACUUGAUUUUUAUUAUUUACAAUGGCCGAUUUUUAUAUUCGAUAUUAUGUAGGCCAUAAGGGUAAAUUUGGGCAUGAAUUUCUUGAAUUUGAAUUUCGGCCUGAUGGCAAGCUCCGAUAUGCCAACAAUUCAAAUUAUAAAAAUGAUACUAUGAUCAGAAAAGAAGUUUACGUACAUCAGUGUGUGAUGGAAGAACUCAAAAGGAUUAUAAUAGAUUCGGAAAUAAUGCAAGAAGAUGAUUCCUUGUGGCCCCCUCCAGAUCGUAUUGGAAGACAAGAGCUUGAAAUCGUCAUAAAAGAUGAACAUAUUUCAUUUACUACAUCAAAAACCGGUUCUCUAGUGGAUGUAAGUCAAUCUAAGGAUCCAGAAGGAUUACGAUGCUUUUACUAUUUGGUUCAAGAUUUAAAGUGUUUGGUGUUUUCUUUGAUUGGUUUACAUUUCAAAAUUAAACCUAUAUAAUUUUUAGUUCUCUUUAUAAGUGAAAUAAUCAAAUAAAGUAUCAAUAUUCAAAA
Molecule: messenger RNA, 630 nt
Organism: Diorhabda carinulata
Lineage: Eukaryota; Metazoa; Arthropoda; Insecta; Coleoptera; Chrysomelidae
Gene: mago
Product: protein mago nashi
Exons: 1
Coding region: 140-577 (145 amino acids)
Biological process (GO): RNA splicing
Cellular component (GO): nucleus; catalytic step 2 spliceosome; exon-exon junction complex
Source: RefSeq, a predicted model, not a curated record